This is a messenger RNA of Lodderomyces pseudojiufengensis, 3603 nucleotides long. RefSeq names its product Slk19p (gene SLK19). The record is from RefSeq and is a predicted model, not a curated record. Bases 1 to 3603 code for a protein of 1200 amino acids. Lineage: Eukaryota; Fungi; Ascomycota; Pichiomycetes; Serinales; Debaryomycetaceae. The transcript has a single exon.
AUGUCAGAAUCAACAAUUGAUUCUAAGAAUCAACCUCAAAGUAGAUUAAAACAAUUAACUAGUGGUUCAAAUUGGAUAUCACCUUUUAGAAAUUCAAAUAAUGAUGAUGAAACUCAAUCAUCUAAAAAAAAAUCAAAUUUAUAUCAACAGUUUAGAGAUGGUAAUAAAAUGGAACAUAUAAAAGUUCCUGCUAAAUUUGCUCAUCAUCCAACUUUAGAAGCUGAAGCUAAAAAGAAAAAACAAGCAGAAGCCUCAGCUAAAAAGAAUAAAAAUACAACAAAAUCAACAACCACAACUACCACAACUACCACCAAAAGCAAACCAGCAGGUUCAGCAAAAGCUGUUGAAAAAGAACUUGAUGAUAAAUCUAAGGAGAAAUUAAUUACUGAUGAACCUAAACAGAAAACCAAUGGUGAAGCAGAAGAGAGAAAAUUAGAAGAUAAUUCUAAAGAAAAGUUAUUAACUGAUGAACCAAGAGAAAAAUUAAUAACUGAUGAACCAAAGGAAAAAUUGUUAACCGACGAGCCACAAGAAAAAUUAUUAACAGAUGAAUCGCAAGAAAAGUUAUUAACAGAUGAACCAGAAGAAAAAUUAUUAACUGAUGGAUCCACAAAUACUCCAAAUGCUGCUGAAGCAAAAGAACAAAGUUUAGAAGAUAAUUCAAAAGAAAAAUUAAUUACAGAUGGUCCUAUCGGUACCACUACGACAUCAACAAAACCAACUGAAGCAGAACAAUAUGAAAAAGAAGCAGAUAAACAUGAAGAAGAAGCGAAUAAAAUCAUUGCAGACACUAAAAAAGACAUUAAAGAAAAUUCAGAAAAAGUUCAAGAUGAACUUAAAGGUGAUGAUAAUAUUGAAAAAUUCAUUAAAGAACAUCCUGUGGAAUUAGUUACUCAACCUCAAGCUAAAUAUGAACCUGUUGAAUUACCAAACAAAGAAACUUUAGAAAAACUUAAAGAUAAACCAGUUUUAUUAAGACAUUAUAAAGAAUUAAAUGCUGAUGCAAUUGGAUCAAUUGCAAAUGAUAUUGAUGAUCCAAAAAAAGUAGUUGAAUUAGGUUCAGGUUUAAGAAUGACUCAACAACAAUUAUUAGAUAUAGCAGCAAAAAGAGUGGCACCUGUUAUUACAUCUAUUAAUCAAGAAGUUUCUAAAACUAGACAAGAAGAUGAAAUUAAAAAACAAGCUAUAUUGGAUCAAAAAGUUAGAAAACAUGAAGUUAAAUUAAAAGGUGAAUUUGAGAAAUACGCUGCUAAAGUUAGUGGGAAACAAAAGACUUUUGAUCAAGAAAUUAAACGUAAAUUAGACAAUAUUGAGAAACUGAAAAAAACUUCAAUUACUACAGCUGAAAAUUUUGAAAAACAAACCAAAAAGGAAAUUGAAAAAGCAAAGAAAGAUUUCGAGGAUCGUGAAAAGAAAGCAGUUGAACAACAUAAGACUGAUAAAGAAACUCUUGAAAAAAAUCAUGAAGAAUUAUUAGCUACAAAGAAACAAGAAUUAGAAGAUUCCAAAACUAAUCAAGAAAAAACUACUCAAGAAAUUGAAGAAUUACAAGAUAAAAAAGUCGAGUUAGAUAAUAAAAAUUCUGAAUUAUCAAAUGAAAUUGAAAAGUUAACUUCUGAAUUAAAUGAAAAUAAAAUUAAAUUAGAUGAACUUAAAAAUAAAUAUGAGACUGAAGAAAAAGCUAUUGAUUCAAAUGAAGUUCACACUAAGGAAUUAAAUGAUAAAGUAACUCAAUAUGAGAAAGAUCUUGAUGAUAAGAAAUCAACUCAUAAACAUUUAACUGCUGAAGUUGGAGCAUUAGGUGCAGUUCUUGGUGCUUAUGGUGCAAAAUUAUCUGAUUUGAAAUCUGAUAAAGAACAAAGAAGUCAAAGAUUAACUGAUGCUAAACAAAAGUUUACUGAUUGGCAAAAUGAAAAAGAUCAAUUAGCUCAAGAAGCAGCAAGAGAACAUGAAAAACAAAGAGUUCAAGCUACUCAAGAAUAUGAAACAAGAAAACAUCAAGAAGAAUUAGAAAGACAAAGACAAAAGGAAGAAGAAGAAAGAUUAGCUCAAGAAGAAAAAGAAAGAAAAGCUAAAGAAGAAGCUGAAGAAAAAGAAAGACAAGCUAGAGAAGAAGAAUUGGAAAGACAAAGAAAAAUUGAAGAAGAACAAAGAGCCAAAGAAGAAGAAGUAAAAGCAAAAGAAUUAAAAGAAAAACAGAGAAAAGAAGCAUCAGUUACAUCAGCUAUAAAAGAUAGAGAAGCUAAACAAAAAUCAUUAGAAGAAGAAAGAAAUAAACAUGAUAAUCUUUAUAAAAAGGGAAAUUAUGAAGGUGAUGAAACUAAAUAUCAAGAUUCUCAAAAACAAAGAUUAGAAGAUGAAAUUGUUAAUUUAAAAAAAAUUAAACAAUUAAGAGAAGAAAGAGCUACUUAUUCUGGAGAAGAUCCAAAAUCUUCUGAAUUAGAUGGUUUAAUUAGUGAAAGAGAAAGAGCUAUAUCUAAAAUUGAUAAACAAAAACAAAAGGCAUUAGAUGAAAAAGCUGCUGCUGCUUCUGCUGCUACUACAGCCAAUGCCAAGGCUAAUAAAAAAUCUACCAAUUUUGAAGCCUUAGGUGGUUCAGGAGCAGUUGGUCUCGAAUCUGCUCAUGAUUCUGAUUUUAAUCCAAAAAAGAAAGAAGUUGUACCAUCUACUGAAGCAAAACAAACUCAACAACCAGCACAACCAACUACAGAAGAAAAAGAUGAAAAUACCAGUAGUAAAAAUGUAGGAAAAGGUCUUGCAGCUGGUGCAGUUACUGGUGCAGGUGUAGGUGCUGGAUCUGCUCAAUUUUUCAGUUACAAUGAUGAUGCUGAUGAUUAUUCUAAACAGAAAAUUGGUCAAUUAUAUUCAGAUCCAAAAGAAUCAAUUCCAAAUUUUAGUAAAGAUCAACAACAAAAGAGUAAAGAUGUUAAAUCAGAUAAAGGUCCCGGAUCAGCUGAAUUUUUCAGUAAUGAUGAUCCUGCUAAAGAUUAUUCUACUAAAAGGAUAGAUCAACUUUAUUCAAACCCUGAAGAAUCAAUUCCUAAUUAUGGCAAAGAUCAAUCUAAAAGCAAAGAUGUUAGUACUGGAGCUGCUACAGGUGCUGCUGUUGGCGGUGUUGCUGCUGGUGCAAAGAGUAAAGACGCUUCUAAAGGUCCUGGAUCUGCUGAAUUUUUUAGUUAUAAUGAUGAUGCUAAAGAUUAUUCCCAGAAAAAGGUAGAUCAACUUUACUCAGAUCCAGAGGAAUCAAUUCCUAAUUAUGGUAAAGAUCAAUCAAAAAGCAAAGAUGUAAGUACUGGUGCUGGUGCUGCUACUGGUGCCGCUGUCGGUACCGCUGCUGGUCUUGCACCAAAAGGUGAUCAAACUAUUGGAGGAGUAAGUGCAAGAGAUAUUGGAUCAAACACCAAAGCAUCAUCAUCUGGGUUAUCAUCAACUCCACGUCGUGAUGAUGCAUCAUGGGAAGUUCAAUCAGUUUAUGAAAUCAUAUCUGAUGCAGAAUAUGAAGCUCAUAAAAAUAAUCCAGAUUAUUUUGAAAUUAGUGAAGCUGAAUAUAAAAAACAUAAGAAUUUGGAAGAUAAAGUUACUUUAAUUGAAGAAAUUGCUUAA